Salvelinus sp. IW2-2015 is the source of this 1360-nucleotide messenger RNA. RefSeq names its product polymerase (RNA) III (DNA directed) polypeptide H (gene polr3h). The record is from RefSeq and is a predicted model, not a curated record. Gene Ontology annotation, molecular function: DNA binding; DNA-directed RNA polymerase activity. Gene Ontology annotation, cellular component: RNA polymerase III complex. Gene Ontology annotation, biological process: DNA-templated transcription; transcription initiation at RNA polymerase III promoter. NCBI's taxonomy places the organism in Eukaryota, Metazoa, Chordata, Actinopteri, Salmoniformes, Salmonidae.
CCGUAAACGGUCACGAUAAUGUAGUAAAUCAAUAACACGUGUAAAAAAAUAUUUUAUGAAGCUAGCGACACCAAGAUGGGGAUUUUGGUGUCAAUUUAUCUAUGAUACCAGUAUUUAUUCAAACUAAUAAGAUGGUGAUCCUUGCAGUUGAAGAUACAUUGUCCGAAUUUAAAUAAUUUGAGUAGUUUAAAGGAUUGCAAGGAAAGAAUUAUGUUCGUGGCAGUGGAGAUGGUUGACACUGUCAGAAUCCCCCCAUGGAAUUUCCAGCGGCAGUUCAAUGAAGCCAUAGCCGAAGAACUCAACAAGAAAUUGGCCAAUAAGGUGGUUUACCAGGUUGGCCUCUGUAUCUGUUUGUAUGACAUCACAAAACUGGAGGAUUCCUACAUAUUUCCAGGUGAUGGAGCUUCCCACACCAAAGUCCACUUCAGGUAUGUUGUGUUCCACCCUUURUUGGAUGAGAUUCUUGUUGGAAAGAUCAAGUACUGCAGUCAAGAAGGAGUACAUGUCAGCCUAGGAUUCUUUGAUGACAUCGUCAUUCCCCCAGAGUCCCUACAGCAGCCUGCAAAAUUCGAUGAAGCGGAGCAGGUGUGGGUGUGGGAGUAUGAGACGGACGAAGGGGCUCAUGACCUCUACAUGGACCAAGGUGAGGACAUCCGCUUCCGGGUCACAGAUGAAGUCUUCUUGGACACGUCGCCCACAGGCCCUUCUGCCGCAGCAACCAACUCCCCUGCAGCUCCAGGAGCAGAGGAGGGUGGCCAGAAGAAAGAGGCCCCUUACACACUGCUAGGUACCAUUAGCGAGCCAGGCUUGGGCCUCCUGUCCUGGUGGAACAGCUAGCGAAAGGAGAGACCAUUACAGUACAGAAAACGGGAGACGGCUGUCAAGUAUUCAUCCCAGCUGCUGGACAUAAACCUUCUUUUUUAGACCCUUCUCAGUCACUCCUCCCAGGUUGUGACUUUAACACUGGAGAAACAUGCCUCUGUGAAGUGUCCACAAGGCUAAUAGACACAGAACUUUGGGCUCAAGUAGAGGAGCCAGGAUUCCCAUAAUAGGAAUGGCAGACCCAAGGACAAGGGACCAGUAGCAAGGAUUUCUAAUAGAGCACCCAGGCCGGGGACAUGGAAACUGCCUCACUUGCAAAGGUGUAGAUCCACUUCCCCCUGUAUAUUGUAAAUACUACCACCAUAACUGUUAACGUACCAGCAGUUACACCCGGUGCACAUGACUGUAAGAAAGACUGACUAAAGGGCCCCAAUUGGCCUAUUUAGUGUCACCAUGUAAGUCUGUGAGUGUUCAGUUGAACAAAUAAUGGAGUGAGUGUGCCUAAAUAUACAAUUGUGUGUUGUCUUUGUGACCAGUA